Messenger RNA from Nerophis lumbriciformis (worm pipefish), 3141 nucleotides. Lineage: Eukaryota; Metazoa; Chordata; Actinopteri; Syngnathiformes; Syngnathidae. The record is from RefSeq and is a predicted model, not a curated record.
AUGACGCCGCGCUUACAGUUGGAGAAAGCGGCUUGGCGUUGGGUUGAGUCUGUAAAACCUGAAGAAAUCAGUCAGGAGCAUAUAGAGCUAGCAUACCGCAUCAAUCUUCCGGCCUGCAAGAGAGGAACCUGCAGGAGGAACUGCAAAGGCAAUCCCAAUUGCCUUGUUGGCAUUGGUGAACAGACGUGGCUCGGAGAGAUUGAUGAAAAUGCUUUUCACAAUAUUGAUGACCCAAACUCAGAGCGCCGAGAUAAGAACACGUUUGUUGGUUUGACCAAUCUGGGAGCUACGUGUUAUGUCAAUACCUUUCUCCAAGUGUGGUUCCACAAUCUUGAGCUGCGAAGAAGCCUCUAUCAAUGCUACAAUUCCCGUGCACAGGAACAUAAUACAGAGUCAGAUUAUGAACCUCAGUCCAUUUGUGAGCAUCUGCAGUACUUGUUUGCACUUUUACAAAACAGCAACAGAAAGUACAUUGAUCCUUCUGGGCUGGUUAAAGCUCUUGGCCUAGACACUGGGCAGCAGCAAGAUGCCCAGGAGUUUUCAAAGCUCUUCUUGUCCUUGUUGGAAGACACAUUGUCCAAGCAGAAAAGCCUCACUCUGCAAAAUGUUAUUCAGCAGCAAUUCUGUGGACAGUUCUCAUAUGUAACUGUCUGUAACCAAUGUGGGCGAUCAUCUGCACGGCCCUCCAGAUUCUACGAAUUGGAAUUAAACAUUCAGGGCCACAAAAAUCUUACUGACUGUGUUACAGAGUUUCUAAAGGAAGAAAAACUGGAUGGAGACAACCGUUACCUCUGUGAAAACUGUCAAAGCAAACAGAACGCUACCCGGAGAAUAAGACUGCACAGUCUCCCUCCGACCCUCAACCUGCAACUCAUGCGCUUCGUCUUUGACAGACAAACGGGCCACAAGAAGAAACUCAACACUUACAUCAGUUUCCCUGAGCAACUAGAUAUGGCACCAUUUUUUGAAGUAACGAAAGAUAAGAAGUGCGUGUACGAACUGAGUGCAGUGCUGAUUCAUCGUGGCGUCAGUGCUUACUCGGGACACUAUAUUGCCCAUGUGAAAGACGCUCGUACCAGUGACUGGUACAAAUUCAAUGAUGAAGAAAUUGAAAAGAUGGAAGGCAAGAAGUUGCAGUUGGGUACGGAAGAUGAUUUUGCUGAAACAGUGAAGUCUCAGACACGAAAGCCCAAGUGCAGCAAAGGUUACCACUGCUCCAGAAAUGCCUACAUGUUGGUGUACAAGAUCCAGGAAGAGGAGACCAUAGAUCCCUCUAAGACCACAGUUCAAGUGCCUGAAUUCCUUCAGCGACUGGUGGACCAAGACAACCAUAAGUUUGAAGAGUGGUGCAGUGAAAUGUCGGACAUGAGGAAACAGAGUGUCGACAAGGGCAAAGCAAAGCAUGAGGAAGUGAAGGAGCUGUAUGAGCUCUUACCUGCACGAGACGGGGAGCCUUACGAGUUUAUACCACUAGAUUGGUUGAAGAAGUGGUUGGAUGACUCAACUGCCAUAAAGAAAAUUGAUAGCACACACUUCCUGUGUUCUCACGGCAAGCUGCAUCCAGACAAGGUGGGCGAUGUCAAGAGGAUUUCUCAGCCGGCUGGGCAGGUCCUAUACGAGCGCUAUGGUGGGGGGCCAAGGCUGGAUGGCUCUACUCUGUGUCGAGAGUGUGUGGGACAGCGAUGCAGGGUGCUACGUCUUAAGAAUCAACUAAAUGAAGACCACAAGGAAGUCUCUAAUCUAGUCAAACGUACUGUCAGCGAUGAAGGUUACUGGGUAGGCAAGGCAUCUCUGCGCAGUUGGAGACAGCUGGCUUUGAAACAGUUGGAGAAGGAUGAACAUGAAAGUAAACCAAGCAAUGGCGAGAGCAACGGGAAGGGAGAACAUGCUGACAACAACCAAGGUAGGAACAGUGAAGGUAAUGAGGAAGAGAUGAAGACUUUCAACGAGGACAUUGUCUGCACGCACGGCGGUUUGAGUAUUCUGGACACCGAACGCAAGCUGGUAUCUUCUGAAGUUUGGACCAAACUUAGAGCAUACUUCCCAGAAGCCCUAGAAUUUACCCAAGACCAAAGUCCCUGUACGCAUUGUCAGACAUUAGAACAGGAAGAAAAGGACAAUGAGGCCGUGAGUAAGAUGAUGGCUCUGGACCAGAAAAACCAGCUACUCAAUCUUUUCCAUGAGAAGAACCGGCCAACCCUCACCAAGUGGCCUCAGGACACAGAUUUACUUUACGUUGUCCCUCUGUUUUUUGUGGAUGAGUGGAGAAAAUUCAUCAGAAGACCCACUAAAUCUUCUCCAGUGUCUAGUGUGGGCAACAGCCUCCUGGUUUGUCCUCAUGGAGGCUUCAUGUUUACAUACGAUUCCCUCAUUAAUGGAGACACACAACACAUUGCACUGCUCUGGCCCAGUGAAUGGGAGGUAAUCCGCAAGCUCUUUAUUGUGGACCAGCCCAUCUCCAUCCACUGCUUACGACAGUCCUCCCCCACAGGUCUCACCACUAGUUACACAACUCAGCCUGAUCUCUGCUGGGACUGCAGAGAGGGGUUCCUUUUCCAGCAACAGAAAGAUCUUAGAGAGUACACCCAAGCCACCAUUUACAUUCGCAAAAUCAUUGAUGAUAAAAGGAUGAUCAAAGAAGCAGUUCCAGAGCUUACUGCCAGCAGUUCCGAGGCAGAGGAGGAAAAGGAGGAGCAACCGAAGGUAGCUGGUGGGACUGAUCCAGACUUCAGCCAGUCCGAAGAUGGUGCAAAAAGGCUUAAACUAAGUGAUGGGAACGCUGCAGGAGUAACUUCACUAGAAACCAACACAACAAAACUUGGUGGAAUCAGGAGAAGCACUCGACACCGGAAACUCAGAGGCGAAAAAGCCCUCAUUGUUUCUGCAAAUCAGACCCUCAAGGAGCUGAAAAUUCAGAUUAUGCAUGCCUUUUCUGUGGCGCCAUUUGACCAAAACCUCUCCAUUGAUGGAAAAAACCUGACUGACGAUUCAGCGACAUUGGGCAGUUUGGGUGUCAUCCCAGAAAGUAUCAUUUCUCUUAAGGCUGAUGAGCCAAUAGCUGACUUCGCAGCAAUGGAUGAUGUGUAUCAAGUGGGAAUGCCUGAAGAGGGGUUUAAAGGCACUGGACUUCUUGGACAUUAA